AUGGCCAGCACAACAUUUACUCUCAAUACAGGUACCAAGAUACCUGCCAUUGGCUUUGGCACUUGGCAGGACAAGGAGGCUCAGGAACCCGCUGUCAUCACAGCACUCAAGGCCGGCUACCGUCACAUCGACACGGCGCGCAUCUACGGCACAGAGCCCGCCGUCGGCAAUGCCAUCAAGCACUCCGGCGUGCCCCGCGACCAGAUAUUCCUCACGACGAAGCUCUGGAACAACAGCCACCACCCAGAAGAUGUCGAAAAGGCACUCGACGCCUCGUUGAAGGAUCUCGGCACCGACUAUGUAGAUCUAUACUUAAUGCACUGGCCGUCGCCCUUUGCUCGCGGUGACGCCAUGUUUCCCAAGGAGAAUGACAAGGUCAAGACUGGCGACUCCGACUUUGUCGACACAUACAAAGCAAUGGAGAAGCUUGUCAAGUCAGGCAAGACGAAGGCCAUCGGUGUCUCAAAUUUUAGCAAAGCAGAGCUUGAGCGCCUACUGAAGGAGACGUCUAUCGUCCCUGCAGCUCAUCAGAUUGAGCUUCACCCAUAUCUCCAACAGCAGUCUUUCACCGCGUUCCACAAAGAGAAAGGCAUCCAUGUUACCCAUUACUCGCCGUUUGGCAACCAGAACGAAAUCUAUGACGCUGGCAAGAACAUGGGCAAAUUAAUGGAUGACCCGGUCAUUGUCGAGAUUGGCAAGAAGCACGGCAAAACUGGUGCACAGGUCGCGUUGGCUUGGGGUAUUGCACAGGGGCACUCUGUUAUCCCCAAGUCUAAGACUGAAUCUCGUAUCAAGGCCAAUCUUGAGGGUGACUUCAAGCUUCCUGAAGAGGAUGUCAAGAAAAUGGCUAGCAUUGAUAAGAAACUUCGCUUCAACGAUCCUUCGGCGAACUUUGGGUGGGACUUCUACACGGAUCUGGAUGGAAAGAAGGGAGCUAAGCUCUGA
This is a messenger RNA of Dothidotthia symphoricarpi CBS 119687, 945 nucleotides long. RefSeq names its product Aldo/keto reductase. NCBI's taxonomy places the organism in Eukaryota, Fungi, Ascomycota, Dothideomycetes, Pleosporales, Dothidotthiaceae. The transcript is spliced from 2 exons. Gene Ontology annotation, cellular component: cytosol. Bases 1 to 945 code for a protein of 314 amino acids. Gene Ontology annotation, molecular function: aldose reductase (NADPH) activity. The record is from RefSeq and is a predicted model, not a curated record.